This is a messenger RNA of Protobothrops mucrosquamatus (brown spotted pit viper), 637 nucleotides long. RefSeq names its product LYR motif containing 7 (gene LYRM7). The transcript has 5 exons. The coding region runs from base 174 to 545 and encodes 123 amino acids. Lineage: Eukaryota; Metazoa; Chordata; Lepidosauria; Squamata; Viperidae. The record is from RefSeq and is a predicted model, not a curated record. Gene Ontology annotation, biological process: mitochondrial respiratory chain complex III assembly.
GAUGGUCCGAUGUACCUUCGCAGGCAAGAUACUGUUUUGGGGCGAGAGAUGCGGUGUUGCUGUUGGGCUGAGAACAUUAUUUGAGCCAUAUGGGAAUGUAUUAUAGUUGGAGUACAUGCUACACAUGAACGUGUACAUGCUACACAUGAACACAUGUAUUAUAGUUGGAGUACAUGCUACACAUGAACGUGUACAUGCUACACAUGAACACAUGUAUUAUAGUUGGAGUACAUGCUACAGAUGAACGUGUCUUGAAAGUUUUCAAGGUUUUACAUAAGACAAGGCAAAAUGUGUUCAAAGGUGACACCAGAAGCUUAGACGCUGCAAGACUUAAGAUAAAUGAAGAAUUCAAAAAUAAUAAAAAUGAGACUUCUCCUGAAAAAAUAGCUGAGUUUAUAAAAUUAGCUUCAGAUGUGGAAGUUAUACUUAGAACAUGUGUCCUACAAGGUGUUUAUGUGGAUGCCGACAAAAUAAGGCUUUUACCAAGAAAGGAUGUGCUGCGAGACAAUGCUCCAUACUGUGACACCCCGAAGCAAAACACAUGAAUUUAAUAGAACAAAAGAUUUGAUUAAUUAACUGUGCCAUGUAAUUUCUUUUAAAAUAAAAUCUCUUUUCUAUAAUAUCGGCCUAAAUAAAA